AUGUUGCCCAUCUCUGAUGUAGAUCCUAGCAAUCUGCAUGAGCUUUAUUCAAUAAACCGGGAUGAAAAGCUAACAAGAGUGUCAGUGUGCUGUCACACCUGGGUAUUGAAUUUAAUUUACUUUCUCUUUAGGAUUCUCUCUUUUGUGACAAUUAAACAUCAAGAAAGAGGUACUUCCGGUCAAUUCUCCCUCUUAUAUUUCUUCUACAUUUUGGGGUUCUUUGCUUUGUCCGUAAUUUUUCAUCUACCUGGGAAGAUCUCUCACUACUACCCAUCCACCAAAAAGACAAUUAAUUCCUUGAUAGAACAAAUUCUAUUCCAAAACAUUAUCCCUAAUUCUAGUUUGUCCUCUGAGGCUAUUGAGGCUGGAAUAUGGACGGUGAACUCCCAAGGGCGUCUCGGGAACCAGAUGGGGCAAUAUGCCACCCUUUAUGCCUUAGCCAAGCUCAAUGGAUAUCAAGCCUGCAUCCGUCUAGAAAUGCAUUCGGCUUUAUCACCAGUCUUCAAGAUCACUUUGCCUGUAAUCUCUGCUAAGGUGUUUAGGAAGAUCCAAUGGAGGAAUGUUCACUUGCAUGAUUGGAUGUCAGAAGACUAUCGUCACAUCCAAGGGAAAUACGUCCAAUUGACGGGCUACCCUUGUUCUUACACCUUUUAUCACCACAUCCGCCAGGAAAUACUAAAGCAAUUCACUUUCCAUGACCACAUCAAGGAGGAGGCCAACCACUACCUGCAACUCUUGCGGGGAGAACGCCAGAAUGUGACUUAUGUUGGAGUGCAUGUCCGUAGAGGGGAUUAUGUGAGGGUAAUGCCCAAAACCUGGAAAGGUGUGGUGGCUGACAAAGGCUACUUGGAGAAAGCCAUGGACUACUUCAGAAAGAAGUACCUCAAUCCCAUCUUUGUGGUCACCAGCAAUGGGAUGGAGUGGUGCAAGAAGAACAUUAAUGCCUCCAGAGGGGAUGUUUACUUUGCUGGGGAUGGGAAAGAAGCCUCCCCAGGAAGGGAUUUUGCUCUCCUUACUCAUUGUAACCACACAAUCAUGACCAUUGGGACUUUCGGCAUCUGGGCUGCCUACCUAGCAGGUGGAGAGGCUGUUUAUUUAGCCAAUUAUACCUUACCAGACUCUCCGUUUCUCAAGAUCUUCAAACCCUCUGCAGCCUUCUUACCUGAGUGGAUUGGGAUCCCAGCCAAUCUUUCUCCAUUGCUGCCCAAAUAAUCCGUAAAUCCUAAAAUCCAUAAUUAUCUGUCCACUCAUAAGGUCAAGUAGAGC
Molecule: messenger RNA, 1266 nt
Organism: Thamnophis sirtalis
Lineage: Eukaryota; Metazoa; Chordata; Lepidosauria; Squamata; Natricidae
Product: fucosyltransferase 2 (H blood group)
Biological process (GO): carbohydrate metabolic process
Cellular component (GO): membrane
Molecular function (GO): galactoside 2-alpha-L-fucosyltransferase activity
Source: RefSeq, a predicted model, not a curated record